AUGGUAUUGGAACUUCACGUAUGGGGCUGCAACGAUGAGAUUUCCGUGAUUUCGCCUCAGUCAAUUGCGUCUGCGUGGAUUGCAGAUAUAAUUUUGACAUCGCAGGGGAUUCCGUUUGAAAUCAUUGCAUCGAACAACACCAACCUUUCCCCGUUUGGAGAGUUGCCCGUGUUGAUAGAUGAUAGUGCUGGUGAUGGUGAUGACAAUAACCGCCGAGUCAAAUUGACCGGAUUCCGGAGUUUGAGCUCGUAUCUUGUUGCGAAAUACGGGGCAAGUCAGGUGGAGGAAUUGACGUUGCGCCAAAAGUUGCUAAACGACAGUGUGGUCAACUCGUUGAAUGAAACUUUUGACACUCUUAACCAGUAUAACCUAUACUCGAACGCUGCAAACUACGAAAAAUACACACGGAAGCUAUUCACCAGGUACUUCCCUUUUCCAAUGAUGUACAACCAGCCGUCAAAGUUUUACAAAAACGCUCAGGAGAAGGUGAAAAUACUAGGCUUGGACAAGGGCAAGUCGUCAUUUUUCAGCUUUUCAACAGAGGCAAGCGAGGUUGCCGAAACCGAGACUUUCAACGAGGGAACCUCCGAUGCCGACGCUCCUGACGACGGACAUUCAAAAGGCAUCAGCGGGUUGCACGAAAAGUACUUGUUGCAGAAAUCAAAAACAAACGAAGCAUUGAGAGAAUCGAGCAACUCCAUGAGAUGCUUGAUGGUUCUAGACAAGUAUUUGGCGAGACUCAAGAGGCUACGUGAGAGCAAUGGAGGCAAGAGGUACUUGUUUGGCGACUUGCCCUCGACAAGUGACAUACUUUUCACGGCAUACAUGCUGACGCUAACCUGUAAGCAAUUGCCGGACGCAUUCAUUGCCGAAUAUCUCCUGAGCAGGGAGCCCGAGCUCAUCAAGGAGACCAAUCUCGCCAUUCGCGAUUUGCACUCGCAUUUGCAGAAAACUCACAAUAGCUUUGCCGAACCCAAGAGCUUCGAAGUGCCUAGCUUGUACAAUGAAAUAUUGUACUGGACGGGACUUGUCAAAUUCUAA
Lodderomyces beijingensis is the source of this 1041-nucleotide messenger RNA. Lineage: Eukaryota; Fungi; Ascomycota; Pichiomycetes; Serinales; Debaryomycetaceae. The record is from the annotation of a GenBank genome assembly.